AUGUCUGCCCGCAUUGCUGCCUUCUUCGGCACCCUGACCCUUGUGGCAGCGGCCGCCAUCCCCGACAGUGCUGCGACCAGCGUCAUUGAGAGAGAUGUAGUCAUUCUCGGAGGAGGUGCUUCUGGCGCUCACGCUGCCGUGCGUCUUCGUGAGGACUACAACAAGACCAUUGCCGUUGUUGAGAAGAAGAACCGUCUGGGAGGUCACGUCUCGAGCUAUGACGAUCCGGAGACCGGCAAGCCCUACGAUGUUGGUGUUUACUCUUACACCGACUACACCGGGGCUCGCGAGUUCGUCGAGCGCCUGAACAUUCCGAUCCAGGACCCCGUUCGUCUUUCCCUGACAACGACCUACGCCAACUUCGACACGGGCAAGAAGCUUAACUAUUCUGCGCCCGCCUACAACCUCACGCAGGCUGGAUUGGCCAAGUACCUUACUCUUUGCGAGAAGUACGAGGCGUUCAUCCUUCCCUCUUACGAGAACUUCCCCACCGCGUCCGCUGGCAUUCCGGAGGACCUGACUCUCAAGUUCUCCGACUUCGUCGCGAAGUACCAGCUGGAGGCCGCAGUCCCUCGAGUUUUCCAGGUCACUGGCUUGGGAAUGGGCAACCUUGGUGACAUGACGACGUUGUACGUCAUGCAGGCCUUUGGCGCGCCCAUCACGCGCUCCCUGCUUGGUACCAUUGGAUCUUUCGUGCCUGUUUCGCUCCGCAACCAGGACAUCUACGACGCUAUUGCCGAUCUUCUCGGAGACGACGUUCUCUACUCGUCGACUGCUAUCAAGACUGCCCGUACCGAGGAGGGCGUUGAGGUUCUCGUCAAGGGUGCCGACAACACCCGCACUCUCAUCCGUGCUAAGAAGCUCCUGAUCUCUUUCGAGCCCACCCUCGACAACCUGAACGGUAUCGACAUCGAUGAGCAGGAGACGUCUAUCUUCGAGAAGUGGCAGUGGUCUUCCGUCUACGCUGGUGUCGUUUCUCACCCGUCUCUCCCUGACAGCACGGCUUACACCAACCUAAACCCCGCCAACUGGCUUAACCUUCCCCGUACUCCUUUUGUCGAUGGCUUCUCCUACCUCGGUUCUGACAAGUUCCGCGUUCUCGUUGCUGCUACUGGCGACCUGGAAAGCUGCGAGGCUCAGAAGAUGGUCAAGAAGGCCCUUAGCAACAUGGCGGAUGCCGGCACUAUCGCGAGCCUCGGCAACGAGCGUCCCAACAUCAAGUACUGGUCGAACCACGGCGCCAUGCAUCUGCAUGUUUCUCCUGAGGAGCUCAAGGCCGGCUUCAUCACCAACCUUUACGCCCUGCAGGGACGCAAGAGCACCUUCUUCACUGGCGGUGCCUGGACUGCCCAAUUCUCGACCAUUCUCUGGGCGUACAACAACCAGUUUGUGCUGCCUAAGCUGUUGGCGGAGUUCUGA
This is a messenger RNA of Colletotrichum chrysophilum, 1419 nucleotides long. RefSeq lists its product as uncharacterized. NCBI's taxonomy places the organism in Eukaryota, Fungi, Ascomycota, Sordariomycetes, Glomerellales, Glomerellaceae. Bases 1 to 1419 code for a protein of 472 amino acids. The transcript has 2 exons. The record is from RefSeq and is a predicted model, not a curated record. Gene Ontology annotation, molecular function: oxidoreductase activity.